Molecule: messenger RNA, 240 nt
Organism: Pyricularia grisea
Lineage: Eukaryota; Fungi; Ascomycota; Sordariomycetes; Magnaporthales; Pyriculariaceae
Exons: 3
Coding region: 1-240 (79 amino acids)
Source: RefSeq, a predicted model, not a curated record
AUGACCCCCAUUUCAUGGCGCGCUGGCGGUCGUUCAUACUCUGGUGAGAGGCUCUGCGAUCGAUCAACCGGUGUGUGUCUGGCAACAUGUCAUGCGGCUAGCGGUGUCUUGGCCGUCUUGGUCCCCUGGCGCCGUUCCCCGGGAGCUGUGUGCUGGGGGAACAUGCACAUUCUGGAUCAGAUCCGGCGGUCAAGCGUGCAAACCGUCACAAGGAUACUGCAGCCGUUGGGUGCAGCAUAG